CCUGCCCGCGCAGUUCUUUUGAGUGAUUCGGCCACGCACUUCUGCCUGCAUGUGGACGAACGACGGCUAGUAAGGACAUCCAUCUCAUUCACAUGAUGAUUACCACUCUUCACUGUCGCAGGCAGAGGGGGUUCGAUGACUUGGUGAUUCAGCCACUCGCACUACAUUCAGCCACUCGCACUACAUAUACCUUACGUCGUACUGCGACUCUUGAUUCUUCUGUCGAAGAGUGGGGGCAGGCACAAUCUGAGUCAGCACUCGUGCUUGCAAGCACAUAUGGCAACUCUGGGCGACUCAAGAAAGUUUCCUGCCCACAAAACCGUUUGACCGAAGCUUGCUGACACAAGCAUUCACAUCCAAAAGGUAGGCUGAUCUGACGGAAGAAGGGAUAGCUAGCGGCCACGGCCUGCGUAGCUCAAGAAGAGGGGACAACGCGGGGAAAUUCAAUUCUCCCGCGUUGGUGCGCGCGAGCGAAAUUGGAAGCAGGCUGGA
This is a messenger RNA of Ceraceosorus guamensis, 492 nucleotides long. RefSeq lists its product as hypothetical. The record is from RefSeq and is a predicted model, not a curated record. Lineage: Eukaryota; Fungi; Basidiomycota; Exobasidiomycetes; Ceraceosorales; Ceraceosoraceae. Bases 93 to 341 code for a protein of 82 amino acids. The transcript is spliced from 2 exons.